Molecule: messenger RNA, 8092 nt
Organism: Mercenaria mercenaria
Lineage: Eukaryota; Metazoa; Mollusca; Bivalvia; Venerida; Veneridae
Product: probable protein phosphatase 2C T23F11.1
Exons: 11
Coding region: 231-1232 (333 amino acids)
Biological process (GO): protein dephosphorylation
Molecular function (GO): cation binding; protein serine/threonine phosphatase activity
Source: RefSeq, a predicted model, not a curated record
GAGUGAGGCGCCCCCUACUUCCUGUAACCAUCGAAACAUUUUCUAACUGUAUUUUGUGAACACUGUAUCAGUCUUGGAGUUCCAUAGAAUAUUUUAGGAAGGAAAAGGAAAGGAUACUACUUUGUCAUCAUCAUGUGUUUGCACUAGAGGCAAAACGUUAUAACACUGCAAUAUCCUUGUCACAGAUUAUCGGUGACUGGUCGAGUGAUUAUUCCAGCCACAAAUGAGGAAUGGGUCAAACAUUGUCAGAACCAGUUACCACAAAGGAGACAUCAAGCUGCCAGAACACUGCAGUGAAAGUGGGUGUCUCCUGCAUGCAGGGAUGGAGAAUAAAUAUGGAGGAUGCUCACUGUCAGUUGUUGUCACUACCUGGGGACAAAGAUGCCAUGUUCUUUGCUGUGUUUGAUGGACAUGGAGAGGACCAACAGACAAAUCCUAAAGAUGUGAAAAACACACGUGGAGCAAAAGUGGCACAGUAUGCUAGCAGUAAUCUGCACAAGAAAAUUAUUAUGCAACCAGCUUAUGCACAAAACCGUAUAGCAGAGGCCCUGAAGGGCGGAUUCCUCCAGAUAGAUCAUGAUAUGACUCAAGAUGAAACAAUGAAAGAUGAAUUGGCAGGGACUACAGCUAUUUCACUACUCAUCAAAAACAAACGACUUUAUUGUGCAAAUGUAGGAGAUUCUAGAGCCGUAGCUAGUGUACGAGGUAGGGCAGAUGUGUUGUCACAUGACCACAAACCAGGAAAUGAGGGUGAGACUAGAAGAAUCAUUGCAGCAGGUGGUUGGGUGGAAUUCAACAGAGUAAAUGGUAACCUAGCAUUAUCUAGAGCUCUAGGGGAUUUUGUUUUUAAGAAGAAUGACAAAAAGGGACCAGAUGAACAAAUUGUCACAGCUUACCCAGAUGUACAGGAGCGAGCAUUAACAAAUGAUUAUGAAUUUGUUGUUCUUGCAUGUGAUGGUAUUUGGGAUGUUUUAACCAAUCAGGAAGUCAUUGACUUUAUCAGAGCUAGAAUUGCUCAAAGAAUGGAACCAGAAAUUAUUUGUGAAGAACUGAUGACAAGGUGUUUAGCCCCAGACUGCCAGAUGGGUGGCCUGGGUUGUGACAACAUGACUGUCUGUCUUGUAUGUUUUCUACAUGACAGACCGUUUGAGGACUUAAUCCGCCGCUGCUCACAGCCCAGUCUAGGAGGACCUGUACCGCACCUCAGUAACUAUAACAUGGAUCUAAAAUAGUUGACCAGUGAUUAUUAGAAUUCUGUAUUCCUAGCUCCGUGAUACUGUCGGAAGGAUAUUGUUGUUUUUUUUGUAUAUACAGUGUGACCAUGAGUGACAUUGAUAUUUUGGAAUAUUCACACCAAAAAAAGAAGAAAGCAUUGAACUUGGUUUGAAGAUAUUAUUACAGUAUGAUUCAUGGAAUAAUUAAUCCAACAAUAGAAUAUAUGAAAUCCAGGAAGUCAUAAUAGUUUAAAGAGAAUGUUGUUUUUGUGUGUAAGAUUACUAGUACCAUGAUGUUUGCCCAAUGUUUUGGGGAAUGAUAAAAUGUUGUAAACAAAUCAUAUAUUUAGUGUAUAAUGCUCUAUGCAGUUGCAUAAUGGGUAUUUAGUGAAACAGAUAAUACUAGUCUCAAAUUAUUCAUUCACAGAAAAAAAAAAAAAAUUAGUUGUAUUAGAUUUUUACUGUAAUUUUCGACUAAUUAAACUUACAAACACUAAAAAACUGUGUGCAAUGGUGUCAGUCUGAAAAUCAUGAAAUAUUUCAAACAUUACUUUAACAUCGAUCUUUUGUUUCUGCAGCAUUGAUAUCUUUGUUAUUAUAAACUUUUUUUAAUUAUAAUAUUAUAAAGUAUGUACUGAUCUAUCUGGAACUGUCAUACACAGUUUAGUAUUUGUUGAUAUUCACUGUAUAAGUAUUUUAAUAUGCGAGUUUUAUUGUUGAUUGUUUUUGUUGUUAAGCCAUGGACAAAGUCUCAAUAAUACAUUGUGACUGUUAAAAUUUCUUGUUAACCUUUUUUGAAUAUGAACAUGAAUUAAAUAUACGAUAGAUUUUAUAUAGAUGUUACUUUUGUACAUAUACAAUAUGUAUUCUCAGUAUGAACAUAUUGUAUCUAGUUUUUUGUUUGUAAAUAGUUAAUACAAUAAUUUCAUUCUGAGGCAACAAAAUAUGUAAAUAUGAAUGGAUAUCUGUCUCAGUGUAAGAGAGUGAUGCAUUUUCAUGGAAUUUUUUGCACUUUAUAGUGAACUGCAAUACGAUUGAGGUGAUAUGAGGAAUGAAAACAGAAUUUGAAUACCUGAAAAAGUGUUUUAUAAGUAUGUUUUCUCUUUUAUUUUGAAAUUCAUGGUCUGCAUAAAAGUUGAAGAAUGACUUUAAAUAUGUAAACACUCAAAAAUUCUGAUUGCUUUGAAUUUUUAGAAACAAAAGUUUUGUAAAUGUGUUUUUUAUGCCCCCAGUGUGGAAUAUUCAGAAGGCAUAUAGUGUUCAAACUGUCUGUCUGUCAUUCCGUCUGUCAGUCUUUCCUGUUUACUCAACUUCUACCAUUUCCAUCCAACUAAAAUGAAACUUGCUAUAUAUCAACUAAAAUGACAUGUGUAUAUUUUUGGGACUUUCUUGUGAGAUUAUUUUUCUGCAUUAUGCCUUUUCUUUAACUUUACAAUAUUACAGUUUUUGUUUCAUGGGCAUGAAAUUUCAUGGAUUUUGUCAGAAUGGCUAUUUUUGGGAAUGUGUUUUUCAUGAAUUUUAACUUUUCAAGAUAAAAUGAGUGUGAGUUUCACUUUGAGUUGGGAGUUUAAAUUUUGAAUUGACAUAGCCCUGGAAUCUGUGAAAAAUAGUCCUCCACAGAUAUUAAUGAUUUCACAGUAUAUUUGUAUCUUGUGUCCUCAACUUCUACUACAAUUUCCUUUUCAUAUUCAAAUGAAAUUUGGUAUACAUCUUCAACAUCAAAUGGACAUAUGCAUAUUGCCUGUACUUUCAUGUUUUCUUAAGUUAUGCCCCUUAUACCAGGUUUUUCAAAGAGGAAAUCCUGGUCAUUAACUUGGCAGUGUUAUUAGGCGUAUAGGUAGCUUAAGGUAAGACCAUCAUUUCGAUUGCUAUUAAGGUCAGUAGGGUCAAGGUCACUGCUACUAAAAUAGAAAAAGUCAGUUUCUUCUCAGUAACUGGAAUGUUGUAUUGAAAUAUGACUUGGACUAUUGGUAGCUUACAAGAAAAUCCAAGGUUGGGAUUGCAUGUGGGGGUCAGUGGGGUUAAGUUCGAGGUCGGCAUAAUUUAAUUAAUAUGCAUUCCUCAAAAAAUUUCACCAGAGUGCAAUGGUCUAUUGUAUUUACUCUAUCAAGCAUUUAUAGGGGGCAUGUUAAGAUCAUUCUUGUUUUGUUUUUAUUUGUGUGUGGUGGGGAGGUAAGGGUAUUGCAGACCUUGUUACUAGCUUUGAAGUUGUGACAGAAGGACACCAAUCGUUUUGUGUGUUGUAUAACACUGACUAAGUGCAUUGCAUGUUGUGUUUGUACAGAAACACUCAGUUGUAGCACAUUUCUCACCUUUUGCACAGUACAACAUACUGUAGGUUGGGGAUAUUUCAAGAUUUGAUAGACAACAACCAAAAUAGUGAUGUUAAGCCUUUGUCACUGGUUAUUCUUUUGAAGAUAGUGUUACCUGACAUUAAGGACUUAAAUUCAUAAUCUGCCACUCUGUUCUUGAAUAUUAACUAAUCUGCAGUAUAUCAUUAUGUUUGAAAAUUCUAUUAAAAAAAUAAUGAUCUCAGAGAUUUUUGUGAGUUAUUGUUUGGUAUGAUAAUUGCGUGUGAAGUGUAUGAAAUCCUCUACAUCAUAUUCCAUUACAGUGUGCACCAGGAAAUCCUUUGUCAUGUAGAAUGUAGUAUCUUACAAGUGUUGUUGGAAAUCCUCUUAAAUAGUGAUAACUAGAAGUGUUAGAUUUAUUGUUAACAAACUGAAUAUGUUAUGAUGUUAUGUAGAUAUUGUAUACUGUAUAUAGUUGUAUCUAUCCUCUCAUCUAUGGUUGAUUGCUAAUGUUUUUCUUACAAGUGUUUAGUUAAGCAUUUUUUAUUUAAUCAAAUACUGUUUCAAAGAAUUUUCUUCUGCUUUGUGUCCAAAAAUAAUCAACUUGUGGUGAUUGUAUAAGCCUGUAGAAGGUCAGUGUGAACAAGUCAUUUCUUCAUAUGUGUAGAUUAGCCUCUAAGAUGCUGUUAAACUCCAUUUUAACACAUGGUAGACACACGUUACCAUACUGUAAACUUGGAAAGUGUUUUUAUGUCCCCAGGCAUAUAGAGAGUGAACUGUCUGUUUGUCCAUCUGUACGAACUAGAUUGCCUACAACACACAUUAAUGACCCGAUUUAGUUCAUACUCACAAUCAAUAACCCUUGUGGCAAGACCCUAUAAAUAAACAAAAUUUGUAGUCCUGUUUGGCGCCAUAUAACCUAUACUGUGUUGGUGCGCCGUAAAACCCAAAUAAAUAAAUAAAUAAAUAAAGAACUAUAAAUAAAUGUCCUUUACCCUGAUAUGACCUUUACCUUCAAGCUUAAAACCUGGAUAAACUACAUUUUUGGUCUUACAGCCUACAUUAAUGAACUAAUUUAGUUCAUACUCACACUCAACAAACCUUGUGGCAAGACCUACAAACUGACCUAUACAUAAAUGACCUUGACCCUCAUAUGACCUUCACCUUCAAACUUAAAACCUUAAUAAACAACAUUGUUGGUCCUACUGCCCGCAUGAAUUACCCAAUUAGUUCAUACUCACAUUCAACAAACUUUUUGGCAAGACCUACAAACUUACCUAUGUAUAGAUGAUCUUGACCUUCAUAUGAUCUUCACCUUUAAACUUAAAACCUAAAAAAACCACAUCUUUGGUCAUACACCUGGGGCAUGAGGUGUUUUGAAAACACAACUUCUGGUUUUUAUUAUUAAAUAGACUUUAUUUGUUAUUGAGAGAAAAUGUAAAGAUGCUCUGGGGAAUUCAUGUAAAUGUCAUGAAUACAUGUCUCAACAUCACUGUAAAGAACAAUGAUCAUGCUUUUUCUUUGGCACACAGUUUAAGUCGACAUAAUUUUAUGAAAAUGUGUGAUAUAUUUUUGUAUAGAGCCAUUGGGAAUUAGCUGAGCAGUAAGAAAAGUAAUAUUAAUGGAAAGUUGCUUGACUAAACACUCGGUUGAAAAGCACACCUUAUCCACCAACAGCGCAAACUUCUCCAAUUUUAGGGUAAACUCUUGUAUCUAUUGCCCCAGGCUUCAAUUUGUCAGACAUAUAUAUUUGUAUAUAAUCUAUGUAUAUUUUUAAUGAUAAUUUAUAUUGAAACGUAAUUUUAUUUUUAUUUGAGAAAAUCUAGAAAAAUGCAAUCUAUAUUAAGUUCAGGUAUUUCAAAUGGAAGGUACCUGUGAAGAAACUGUUGACUAAUGCAGGAUAUUUCAUUGUAAUGGAAGUAAAUUAAGCACAGGUUAAUAUAAGUUAGAUAUAAUAACGAUUGAAUUGUGUUCUAGAAGGAGCAUCCUUGUUUUUCAUCUAGUUGUUUUUCCACUCAAGUUAAAAUUUAUAUUUAAGCUAAGCUCAAACACUCAUGAAAGAUUAAACCACUGUUUAAGAGCUUUCAUAAAAUAGGGUUUGAAAUAUUUAAAUUAAGACGCUCCAAACAGAUCUUUUUUUUUUAAAGUUUAUCCUGCAUUUUUGUUGUGUUACCUCAGUGGAAAACAGUUUGAGACUGAAUCUGUUACAAUACCUUGAUUUUCCAAGACUGUUAACUUCUCAUAAAAUACAUUUUUAGCUCGCCUGUUCGAAGAAUAGGUAGAACUAUUGCACUCACCCAUUCGUUCACGUAAGCAUCCUAAUUUUGUCAAGCUUUUGUUUGUAAACUUUUACCUCAUUAACUAUAUGUGGGAAUGGAUUGAAACUUCACACACUCACUGUGAUGAACUGACUUUUCAUAACUAUUUUGCUUUCUUACAAAGUUAUGUCCCUCGACUUAGCAAUUUUGGUUAAUUUUUUUAAACCUAAGCUGGUAUCUCAGUAUUCACUUAUUGGAAUGGAUUGAAACUCCACACACUUGUUCACUGUGAUGAUCUGGCUUGCAUUGUAUAGGUUUCAUAACUUUGUUUUGCAUUUUACAAACGUAUGCCCCAUUUUCAGCUUUUAUAUUCAUUCAUUUACCUUUUUUAGUGACAAGGCUUUUGAAUAGUUGGACAUUGCUGUCCUCCAACAGCUAUUGUUUGUGUGUGCCAUCAUACAUCCUCAGCUGCUGUUUCCCCGCAUUGCUCGCUCGUCCCCUUACUGUCUGCUCAUGGGCACUUUAACUUCAUUGUAAGUUAAAUGCUAAUACACUGUAAUAAAUUUAAACUGAUAAGUGUGUUAUAUUUAUUUGUAGGUUAGGUUUAUUUAUAGAUUUUGGUUGCUCACGUGUCUCCGGUGUGGUGUGUAAUGCACAUUUAUAGAUUCCAUGUUUACAUUUAAUCUUUCCUUGUAUGCUUGAUAUCCCGUCCUUUGUUUACAGGUUCCAAAAAUAUGGAAGAAAAAACGAGUAUUUAAAUAUAAAGCAUUGGAUUUAUACCUUAAAAAUCAGUAUUAAGAACAAAUGCAAAAACUGAAGUAGCCAGUUACACGAUAGGUUAAUAAAAAUUGUAAACUAGACUUUAUUUAUAUCAGCAUAGACCAAAUAUGUAGGAAUUGAGAUUUAGCCUAUGUCCUGUAUGGUGUUAAAUUAUCUUGUUAGAAAUCAUGUAUUCCUCUAGCUCUGUUUAAAGCUUUGUAUACCUAUCACAUGCUUUAAUUUGAUGUUUAUGAAAUCAAAAUUGCUUUAAUGAUUACUUCUCUCUUUUUUCCUUUUACUCUGAAAAAGCACUGUACAGUAGAGUGUACAAGUUUACAAUCAGUACAUUUCAAAUUAUGCUUGUGCUCCUGAUAAGACCAUAUAACAGUGAAACUUUUGAUAUGAUUUAAUUACACUGUUUUACAUGAAACAAUUUGAAGAGGAUAUAAGGAGAUUCCAUAAAUUGGGUUACAUCCAAAUCAUUGAGGAGGAUGUGUUUCUUGCAUUGUUUGACCAGUAUUGUAACCUUGACUACAAUAUACAUGUAUAAAGCUCUACUGUACAUAGCAGAAGUAUAAAGGACUAGAGGGACUGUAAUGUCAGUAUUAGUGAUAGCAAAAAAAUAGUCAGCAAUAGCACAGUUAAUAUUAUUGUUUUGAAUAUUGUUGUUGAUAUAAUAUUUUGUUGCAUAGCAACACAUUUUGAGUGCUCAUUUUUUGUCUAAUUAAUCCUUUUUACUUUCUUUCGAAAUAAUCAUUUCUUGUAUGUAUAUAUUUAAACCUCAGUUUGGCAGCAAUCAAAUACUUUUCUAGAAUGUUUGUUUCUUUCUCAGAAUUAAGUGGUAUAUCUUAAAGAAUAUAUUUAAAUGUUUUUAUUUUGCUCGACACAUAAGAAUUGUCAAUAUUUGGUUAAAAUUUUAACAUUUUUACACAUAAGUUAUAUUUUGAGUCACAUCUGGAUUUUUUGCAAUUCGAGGUCAUGAAUCAGUAUGGUAGCUCGAAUGCUUGCCUAUAGUUACAAGUGUAUAUGCAGACAGUUCAUUACAAUGUUUUUUAAACUAUCAGAAAAAACUUUACUCAGCUUUGUAAGAUGCAUUUCUUAAGUUUUCACAAAUUUUACUCCAUAUACUACCUUACAGCUGGUGAUGGCCACAUUUUCCCAGCAUUUAUCAAAACUGGUUCUAGAAUUAAGCUUGUUUUGAUAUAUUCCACAGAGCUGGUAUUUCUAUUCACACUGUGUAUACAGAUCUUACAGCAAAAAAGCUACCUCAGUUAAAAUUUUCUGGAUUGACCGCCUAAAUUCCCACAACCAACUAGAGCAAUUAUAUCCAAAUACAACAUGUUUUUAAUUAAAGGCAUAUGCAAUAUUUCUUUCAAAUUGCCAAACAAUGCUUUAAAUAUUGUAAUUAUAUUUAUUUUUCAAAGCCAAAAGAAUAUACACAGACCAUGUACCUCGAAUAUCUUCAUGUGCAUAUUUUCUUGUUGAGAUAUAUUCUUCAUAAAACCAUUGUGAUAAAUUUUGAGUUUAUCUUGCCACUGGGAAUUGAGAAAUAAAUGUUUACCAAAUUGUG